UUUCUCAAAUAUAAUGAUGUGUACCCCCCCUUCCCCCCAGCAGGCGUGUCCCCCUCCCCCACCAGCCUGCAGGACCGCUACAGUUCUCCUCCUGCCGGUUCUGCUCGGCGGCGCCUGUUUGUUGAUCCGGUGGACGGCGAGCCUCGAAUAACCACCGCGACGCCGACCGCCGUCACCAAGACCGGCCUCAUCACCGCCAUCCCUGCUGGGCAGACCGUGGUCACCAUGGCAACCGCCACGGUAACCGCCAACAACGGGCAGACGGUCACCAUCCCGGUGCAAGGGAUAGCCAAUGAGAGCGGAGGCAUCACCUUCAUCCCGGUGCAGGUGAGCGUGAACGGACAGGGCGCCGCCACGCUGCAGCCGCUGUCCGCUCAGACUCUGACCGGCACCCUCACCGUCCAAUCAGCCGUCGCCAAACCAGCUGCCUUCAAACCAGCCGUCAGCCCGCUGAGGAAGGGCUCGCUGUCGCUGUUCUUCAGGAAGGUGUACCACCUGGCCAGUGUGCGUCUCAGAGAUCUUUGUGUGAAGCUGGACAUCUCGUCCGACCUGAGGAGGAAGAUCUGGACCUGCUUCGAGUUUUCUCUGGUUCACUGCACGCAGCUGAUGAUGGACCGACACCUGGACCAGCUGCUCAUGUGCGCUGUGUACGUCAUGGCAAAGGUGACCAAAGAGGACAAAUCCUUCCAGAACAUUAUGAAGUGUUACCGGACGCAGCCGCAGGCCAGCAGCAAUGUGUACAGGAGUGUGUUGAUCUCAGGCCGGAGGAACAAACACACACACUCAGCUGCUGAGACGAGUCCAGACGCAGCAGGAGACCUCAGCCCGCUUCCUGUCCGCUCCAGCAGCACCUUGCCCGCCCCCCAGCCUGGCAGUGCCCCCUCCACCCCCACCAACACCUCCAACAAGACCUCGUCCCCCUCUGUGGCUGAUGGAGAGGAGGAGCGGGGGGAUCUGAUCCACUUCUACAACAACGUUUACAUCAAACAGAUGAGACCCUUCGCUCUGAGAUACUCAGCGAGCUCGCCGUCUGCCGGGUUGGAGACCCCCACUCUGUGUCCGUACCCCACCCUGAGGACCGGCUCCCCCCGUCGGAUGCUUCUCUCCAGCAAACACUCGAUCUACAUCUCCCCCCACAAGACCGGCUCCGCCCCCACCCCCCGAGACAAGAUCUACUACUACAUCUGCAGCAGCCCCCCCAACCGCCUGCAGGAGAUCAACAGUAUGAUCCGCAGCGGAGAGACGGCGAGCAAGAAGCGCUGCGGCGCCGCUCUGGAGGACGAAACAUCAGCAAAGAGAGUCUGUCCUGAUAAUCACUCAGCCCUGCUGCGCCGCCUACAGGACGUGGCCAACGACCGCAGCUCCUCCCACUGA
This is a messenger RNA of Cottoperca gobio, 1374 nucleotides long. It is a transcript of the gene rbl2, whose product is annotated as retinoblastoma-like 2 (p130). Gene Ontology annotation, molecular function: RNA polymerase II transcription regulatory region sequence-specific DNA binding. Gene Ontology annotation, cellular component: nucleus; transcription regulator complex; chromatin. The transcript is spliced from 8 exons. The annotation marks the transcript as partial. Gene Ontology annotation, biological process: cell differentiation; regulation of transcription by RNA polymerase II; negative regulation of G1/S transition of mitotic cell cycle. The record is from RefSeq and is a predicted model, not a curated record. Lineage: Eukaryota; Metazoa; Chordata; Actinopteri; Perciformes; Bovichtidae.